This is a messenger RNA of Odocoileus virginianus texanus, 3419 nucleotides long. RefSeq names its product ATP binding cassette subfamily D member 1 (gene ABCD1). NCBI's taxonomy places the organism in Eukaryota, Metazoa, Chordata, Mammalia, Artiodactyla, Cervidae. The record is from RefSeq and is a predicted model, not a curated record. Gene Ontology annotation, biological process: very long-chain fatty acid catabolic process; peroxisome organization; fatty acid beta-oxidation. Gene Ontology annotation, cellular component: peroxisome; peroxisomal membrane. Gene Ontology annotation, molecular function: long-chain fatty acid transmembrane transporter activity; ATP binding; ABC-type transporter activity.
CUGCGGAGCGGACGGACGCGCCCGGUACCCCGGGGAGGGGCGCCACCAGGGGAGGAGGAGUAGGAGGUGGAGAGAAAAAGACGCCCUCUCGGCCCGGACCUCUGGAGGCUCUGACCCCAAGGGCCAAGGGACUGACAAGUUCCUCCACUUCGGCCGCCCGAAGAGGCCGCGACCCAGGAGGGCCCUGAGCCCACCCGCGCCAGGGGCCCCAGCACCACCCGGGUGGCCUAAAGCGACAGUCUCAGGGACCACUGCGAGGUCUCCAGUUGCCUAGACAACGAGCCCGGGGUCAGAGCCACCACCCUUGCAGCCACCUGCCUCCUCUACCGCCUCAGGCACCCGUCCUAGUCCCGUGAGUCCAGCCCAGGUGACAUGACGGUGCUCUCUACCCCCCGAGCCUCGCGGGUGACCACGCUGAAGCGUACUGCCGUGGUCCUGGCCCUCGUGGCCUAUGGAGCCCACAAACUCUAUCCUCUGGUGCGCCAGUGCCUGACUCCGGCCAGGAGCCCUCAAGCACCGGCGGUGGCUGGGGAGCCUGCACAGGACGUCUCCGGUGCCCCCGUGGCCACAGUGGCCAAGGCCAGCGUCAACCGGGUGUUCUUGCAGCGGCUCCUGUGGCUCCUGCGGCUGCUCUUCCCCAGGAUCCUGUGCCGGGAGACAGGGCUGCUGGCGCUGCACUCAGCUGCCCUGGUGAGCCGGACGUUCCUGUCAGUGUACGUGGCCCGCCUGGAUGGCCGGCUGGCCCGCUGCAUCGUGCGCAGGGACCCACAGGCCUUCAGCUGGCAGCUCGUGCAGUGGCUGCUCAUCGCGCUGCCUGCCACCUUCAUCAACAGUGCCAUCCGCUACCUGGAGGGCCAGUUGGCCCUGGGUUUCCGCAGCCGGCUGGUGGCCCACGCCUACGGCCUCUACUUCUCCCAGCAGACCUACUACCGGGUCAGCAACAUGGACGGGCGGCUUCGCAACCCAGACCAGUCCCUGACGGAGGACGUGGUGGCCUUCGCUGCCUCUGUGGCCCACCUCUACUCCAACCUGACCAAGCCGCUCCUGGACGUGGCCGUGACCACCUACACCCUGGUUCGAGCGGCCCGCUCCCGUGGGGCUGGCACAGCCUGGCCCUCAGCCAUCGCUGGCCUCGUGGUCUUCCUCACGGCCAACGUGCUGCGAGCCUUCUCGCCCAAGUUCGGGGAGCUGGUGGCUGAGGAGGCACGGCGCAAGGGAGAGCUGCGCUACAUGCACUCCCGAGUGGUGGCCAACUCAGAGGAGAUUGCCUUCUACGGGGGCCAUGAGGUGGAGCUGGCCCUUCUGCAGCACUCCUACCAGGACCUGGCUUCCCAGAUCAACCUCAUUCUGCUGGAACGCCUGUGGUAUGUCAUGCUGGAGCAGUUCCUCAUGAAGUACGUGUGGAGCGCCUCAGGCUUGCUUAUGGUGGCUGUCCCUAUCAUCACUGCUACCGGUUACUCAGAGUCAGACUCGGAGGCGGUGAAGAAGGCGGCCCAAGUGAUGAAGGAGGGGGAACUGGUGAGUGAGCGCACGGAAGCCUUCACCAUCGCCCGCAACCUCCUCACUGCUGCCGCGGAUGCCAUCGAGCGGGUCAUGUCAUCCUACAAGGAGGUCACAGAGCUGGCUGGCUACACAGCCAGGGUCUACGAGAUGUUCCAGGUAUUCGAAGAUGUCCGGCAGUGCCGUUUCAAGAGGCCCGGUGAGUCGGAGGAUGCGCAGGCGGGGUCCGGGGCCAUCGUAAAGUCUGGCGUCCGCGUGGAGGGGCUCCUGCAGAUCCGAGGCCAAGUGGUGGAUGUGGAACAGGGCAUCGUGUGUGAGAACAUCCCCAUUAUCACGCCCACCGGGGAGGUGGUGGUAGCCAGUCUCAACAUCAGGGUGGAAGAAGGCAUGCACCUGCUCAUCACUGGCCCCAAUGGCUGCGGCAAGAGCUCCCUGUUCCGGAUCCUGGGUGGGCUGUGGCCCACAUACGGCGGUGUGCUCUACAAGCCCCCGCCCCAGCGCAUGUUCUACAUCCCCCAGAGGCCCUACAUGUCCGUGGGCUCCUUGCGUGACCAGGUUAUCUACCCCGACUCGGUGGAAGACAUGCGCCGGAAGGGCUAUUCUGAGGAGCAUCUGGAAGGCAUCCUAGACAUCGUGCACUUGAACCACAUCCUGCAGCGGGAAGGAGGUUGGGAGGCCGUGUGCGACUGGAAAGAUGUCCUGUCGGGGGGCGAGAAGCAGAGAGUUGGCAUGGCCCGCAUGUUCUACCACAGGCCCAAGUACGCCCUCCUGGAUGAGUGUACCAGUGCUGUGAGCAUCGAUGUGGAAGGGAAGAUCUUCCAGGCGGCCAAGGAUGCAGGCAUUGCGCUGCUUUCCAUCACCCACCGACCCUCCCUGUGGAAGUACCACACCCACUUGCUUCAGUUCGAUGGGGAGGGCGGCUGGAAGUUUGAGAAGCUGGACUCAGCCGCCCGCCUGAGCCUGACUGAGGAGAAGCAGCGGCUCGAGCAGCAGCUGGCGGGCAUCCCCAAGAUGCAGCGGCGCCACCAGGAGCUCUGCCAGAUCCUGGGCCAGGGUCCUGGGGCCACCCAGGGUGCUGCCACUUGACCGGGGGCCCUGGCUCUCUCUUGCUUGGCCCUUUGCCCCCCUCCACCCCUGCCCCAACCCUCGGAUCACAUGAAGGAGACAGAGCGCCUGUGCAACCUGGCCCCAUGCCCCCCCUCCCCUGCCCCUCAUCGCAUGCUUCGCCAUUCUCCCAGGGGACCACCCAUGAAACCCGUGCCCCCUUCCUGGGGACCUGAGUGGGGAAGGGAGAGUGGCCAGAGGUGCACCCCACUGCCAGCAGCAGAGACAUCAUGGUCCAUGCCUCUAUUGCCAUCAUCCCAAGGACCCAGCGAGGCUCCCAUCCCCUGGGAUGCCCUCGUUGCUGUAAAAACGGCCAAGUGAGACCCUCAGAAUGAGACAGAGCCCCUCAUUCAUGCCCCCUCACCCAUCAUUCUAUAGAAUCUGCAAGGAAAAGAAUUGCACAGCUUUUCCUACCGAGCCAUGAUAAGAAUGUAGCCCCGUCCCUAUCCCCUUCUUCAAGCUAAUUUAUUGGAUUCCUCUUUGUAGACAUCUCCAUCGCCAGUGGGAGCACCCAGUCAGCCAGCCCCUGGCCCGCCCACCACCCCACCAGCCUACACUGCCAACCACCAGAGGGUGGGUGGGGGCGGGCCGGCCCCAGGGGCGACGGACCCUGGGGCCAUGAGGCAUGAGGGUACCGUGGUGCCCAGUCCAGUGCCAAAGAGGGGUCAGCGGGGAAGCUGUGUCCGCAAAGGCAGCCCCGACCUGAGAGGGAGACCCCCACUGCUGCCACGCCGCCGUGUGCCUUUCGGGCCCUCAGCCCUGGGGUCGGGGAGCCUCCCUGAGUUCCUCAGUAAAGACCUGCCGUGGAAAGUGCA